Molecule: messenger RNA, 1779 nt
Organism: Mustela erminea (ermine)
Lineage: Eukaryota; Metazoa; Chordata; Mammalia; Carnivora; Mustelidae
Exons: 4
Coding region: 1-819 (272 amino acids)
Source: RefSeq, a predicted model, not a curated record
AUGACCCUUGGUGUCCGGGGCCUGGUCAGCACUUUCUACAAACUCCACACACAGCAGAGCCUGGCCAGGCGGUCCGUGGCACGCCUCCGGAGGGACGCCCGGCCAGGACCCGCCGCGCGCCAGGGGCACGGCCAUGUUCCCUCGUGCGUGCUCUCCACCAGGCUGCCGCCCUCGCUGAGACCCCUUCUCUCCGACCUUCUCCCUCUCCAGCCACACUCCGGCCGCAGAGAGAGGCGGGAAAGCCCGGGGACAGGGCAUCCCGGACCCCCCGGAACCCGACGGGCGGCCGUGGCCCCGCGAGGCCGGAUCGGGACGACUUGGGAUAGGAAGCCCUGUUCAAGUCAGCACCGUCCCUGGGCCACCAUAUCUGCACGGCCUGACGUCCAUCUGACCCGGCGUUACCUGCCGGCCCUCUGGCCACGGUGGAGGAGGGAUCAGCCAGGACACAGAGGAGUCCAAGAGCUGAGACCCCAGGGCGGAGAGAAGGCUACUGGUCAGACAGGCUGGCAGGAGGGCCAGGAGAACUCGGGGAGGAGGAGGGGUCUUCGCGGGGACAACGUGGACGUUAAGGAAAGGAGGAAGCGCGCUGGGGACGAGCAAGGACAGGCCGUGUGUCCUGGGGAAGGGCUCCGUCACGAGAGCGUCCCUGUGGCCAGGUGCCGGAGCGUGGACCCAGGGGGCCCUGGCGGCUGCUCCCUGGGGAAGAGAGAGCUGUGGAAGCGGGGCAGGGGCUGCAGAGACAGGAGCGGCACCCAUUCGGCCAAAGAGCAGCUUCUUCCCUUCUCGCCCAGGGAAGCCAGCCGGGCCGCCAUUGUGUAACGCCCGUGGGUGCCCGCGGGCCCCUCUGCUGCCCCGUGGGCUGGAGCAGGUCUGGGCUGGGCAGCGGGCAGGUGGGCAGGCAGGAGUUCCCUGCAGCAGCAGACGCAAAAUUUGAACCCACGAAUUACUUCAGAGGUUGGUGGGAUGGGGUGGCGAGCAGUGUGCGCCGUGUCUGGAGGGCGCUGGUCCCGGGCCCCUUUCUUCUCUUGUGGCUGCCCCACCAAGAGGCUGGGGCGUCUUUGGGCCCCACGGGGAGCAGGGAGGAGACAGGGCCUGCGGAGAUGGUGGUCUCCAGGACUGGCUGAGUGCCCUUCUCCCGGGACUGGCGUCCAGGGCAGGUGCUCCGCUCACGGCCAGAGAUGGGUGCCCCGGUGAAGGGGGCCUCAUCCCACUUGGCCGAGAGGAAGCCCAGCCCUGCUGAAGCGGCAUUGAGUGACUCAGUCACAAGAGAUACGGAAGAACCUUCUAGAAAACCUGAGCCACUCACUCGUCCCUGCCCCGUGCCCAGGACCCUCCCCUUGGAGUGAGGAGGGCAGAACCCCCUCCAGGCCAGUGUGGACCCCAACCCCCUGCCCCUUUCCUCUCUGGGCUUCUGUGCUCUCCUGUGAGGGGACAGCAGCCCCCUCGCCCCUCCCCUGGGUUACAGCUAGAUGGCAUCUCGAGGAGGUCCCGGAAAAAUGCAUCGUUGAGCUCAAGACCAGGUUGGAGGGUGGGGGGCAGGACAGGUGGAGCCGUGUGUGGACGGGUCCCGGUUUCUCAGCCACACUGCUUGCUUGCUUAGGUCUCAGCUUCCAGCCCAAUAGGGCUGGGGGCCAGGGAUGAGGGCGGGUAGCACAGGGGCUCCCCCUGAUGAGGUCGGCUUUUCCCAAAGCCAGUUAGGCUGCGAGCGGGACCCACGGCAGGAGCUUGCUUGUCCCGUGGGAGCUGGGGGCUUGCGUGCUCAUCUGCGUCUGCGAGGAG